AUGUUGCCCCACCUUAACGGCUACAACAUGUCCAUCCUAGCUAUCCCGGUUCACUUCAUGAUCUCGAUGAUGCCUCACACUGUUGCUCGCGCCAUCUCUGCUAGAGGUAGGCUACCUACCGAAAACAGCAGCAAUCUACAUGCUCAGGAUACCAAAGUGCAGUUGAAGCAGCGUGUUCCUCCAGAGUCGUUUGCCAGGUACAUGCGUAUUCAUCUAAUGAGGUGGCAGAAUUUCCCCCUUUUCGUUACAGCAGUGGUGGUGGGCAACAUGGCUGGACUGGCACAGGACGUGCUCAACGCCUUUGCAGUUUCGGUUCUUGCUGUUCGACUUGCUUGUACAGUGAGUUGUUUGCUCGCGGUUACUUCGGUGACUUCAGUUGUUCGCGGCGGGCUCUGGGUUAUGGGUGUUUCGAUGUGCUUGCCUGUCUUCAUUCAAGCUGCAGUGGUUAUGAGUGACAGGAAGGCAAAAGAGGUGCACAGGGCGAUGUGA
This is a messenger RNA of Bipolaris victoriae FI3, 489 nucleotides long. RefSeq lists its product as hypothetical. NCBI's taxonomy places the organism in Eukaryota, Fungi, Ascomycota, Dothideomycetes, Pleosporales, Pleosporaceae. Bases 1 to 489 code for a protein of 162 amino acids. Gene Ontology annotation, cellular component: membrane. The transcript has 3 exons. The record is from RefSeq and is a predicted model, not a curated record.